CAAAGAAUUGGCAAGAGGGCAGUCGCCGCUUCACCGCAUUUUCGACAUGCUCUUGUUGGAUCCAACAACGCUAGCGAGCAGACGUCAACGAUCGCAAAGAUGGAAAAGCAUUUCACCCACAUGAUCCCCAAGCAGUGCGAGAUCUGCGAGGCUAAAGAAGGGCUCCUCCGCUGCGCGGGCUGCAGCACGUAUUAUUUCUGCGGUCGAGCACACCAGCGCGAGUACUGGCCGACGCACAAGUCGACAUGCAACACGAUCAAAAACGCCAAACAGGUUGCCGACGACAUGGAGGCCAAGAUCCGUGCCGAUGGUUAUUACGACCACGUUCCGACCGCUGCCUUUUCCGACGAUCCCAGACGCCGCAUGUACAUCCGUGCCCGCCUGACCCACGCCGAGAUGCUGAUCCGCUCAUGGCGACACCAGGGCAUUGAGGACGCCCUUACCAUCUGCCAGGCCCUGGUGCGCCUUGACAGAGUGGACCGCGAGAGCUGCCGGGAUUUGGUGCCCGCCCUGCUCCUGCGGCUCGGCCGUGAUCAGGAGUGCUACGACUUUUGCAAGUGGUGGCAGGCCGUCGCCUGUGACGACUCCGACUACAACCCCAGAGAUGCCACCCUCCCAUUCCUCGACAUCAAGGACGCCGACGCCACUGAGCCCGCCGAUUUGUGGAAGGGAGAGCGGUUUCUCCGCGUAACCCACCUCGGCACGCUGCAGCUCCUCAAGAUGCGCCUGUUCCGCGGCCUUCAGCUGGCCCAGCGGUGCCGCGCCACCACCCCGGGCCUGUCGGCGGCCGAGAUACUCACCCGCAUCCGCAGCGAGUACCGCGGCGACAUCCUCGAGCGACGGCCCGAGCUCGUGGCUGACGACGCCACGCUCAACGAGUGCGCCACCCGCGUCAACGAGUCGCUGGCCGACCUGCUCCACUCUAUCACCGCCACCAACAAAAACUACCUCAUCAUGCUCGUCAGUCCCACCCAAGAAGACUUCCAGGCAAACACGCACAAGUACGUGCCCGGGUCCGAGGAGGAGGCCCGGCUGGCAUUCAGCAACACGUACAAUGCCUGGGUCGAGUCCCCCGGCGCCAUCGAGCAGCUGCGCAAGGUCCUGGACGUCAUCGUCAAGGCAGGCACGGAGUAGUCGCUGAGCUUACAUAGGAUCAUAACCAUUGCUUCCUGUAGCGCGUGCUGCAAUUAGUUUGAACUCGUCAGGUAGUUCAAUGGCAGUUAGACCGUGCAAUAAUUGCUCUCAUGCUUGUCGUAAGAAACAUUAAGUAGUGAAGAUGGGGCAAUCAACAGGAAGCUUAAGAAUGUAUAGCUAGAAUCCACUUUUCCAUGUAUUGUGACUGUUUCGCUACACGACCGGGUGCUUUUCUCUUGGGCUGCAAGCUGUUAUACCAAUUGAAACCAGGGAUAUUUCGGACUGAAUUCCCCAUUCCAUUGGUACGUUUCUUUGUGUGUUAUGUUCUGUUUUCUUUCAUCUCCUCCAACAAUUUCAGGAACG
This is a messenger RNA of Lasiosphaeria miniovina, 1497 nucleotides long. RefSeq lists its product as uncharacterized. Lineage: Eukaryota; Fungi; Ascomycota; Sordariomycetes; Sordariales; Lasiosphaeriaceae. The coding region runs from base 100 to 1134 and encodes 344 amino acids. The record is from RefSeq and is a predicted model, not a curated record. The transcript has a single exon.